GCACUGAUGGGUGACACUGAAAGGCAGCUCAGAUGGGCACUGAUAUGUGGCAUUGAUGUGCACUGGUAGGCACUGAAAUGUGGCAUUGAUGUGGCACUGAUGGGCACUGGCAGGUGGCACUGAUGAGCACUGACAGCUGGCACUGAUGGACACUGACAGGUGGCACUGCUGGGGCUACACAGAUCAUCAGGGCACACUGAUCAUCAGUGCCCUGCGUCUCUCCUCUCGAGCUGUCAGCAUGACAAUUUGGCCAGCA
Molecule: messenger RNA, 256 nt
Organism: Staurois parvus
Lineage: Eukaryota; Metazoa; Chordata; Amphibia; Anura; Ranidae
Source: the annotation of a GenBank genome assembly